Stegastes partitus (bicolor damselfish) is the source of this 661-nucleotide messenger RNA. It is a transcript of the gene uraha, whose product is annotated as urate (5-hydroxyiso-) hydrolase a. The transcript is spliced from 4 exons. The record is from RefSeq and is a predicted model, not a curated record. Bases 34 to 453 code for a protein of 139 amino acids. Gene Ontology annotation, biological process: purine nucleobase metabolic process. Gene Ontology annotation, molecular function: hydroxyisourate hydrolase activity. NCBI's taxonomy places the organism in Eukaryota, Metazoa, Chordata, Actinopteri, Pomacentridae.
CUGACCUAGUUUAGAUUUCAUUCAUCAGUGCACAUGAGCGCAUUCAGGCUGCAGCAACUGAAGGGUCAUAUUUUGCCUGAGAAUAAGAUCACAACGAUGGCAGGCUCGCCUAGUCCUCUGACCACACAUGUCCUGAACACCGCGAUGGGCGUCCCUGGUUCAAACAUGUCCCUCAGCCUUCACCGGCAAGAUCCACUGACUAAAGCCUGGAGUUUGAUAACUGCUGGGGUCACUAACGAUGACGGACGUUGCCCAGGACUUAUCACAGCACAACUGUUUACAUCUGGCGUGUACAAACUGCAUUUUGAAACGGCUCAGUACUGGGCCAGUGUGGGAGAAACCAGCUUUUACCCCUAUGUGGAGAUUGUCUUCACUAUAAAUGAACCGGGCCAAAAGUACCACAUUCCUCUGCUCCUGAGUCGGUUCUCGUACAGUACGUACAGAGGGAGCUAGAGGUCAAGUGUGAUAGUGUGUGAUAAACCCUCUGAUGCUGUCUUCAUCCGUCAGCUGUCUGAUACAUCAGAAGCAGAAGCAGCUUCUCCAAGAACUUUAUUGGGGCAGCACCUGCUGACCUGUCACACAUCUUCACAAGGCACAAAGCUCCAUUUGAUUUAUUCUGCCAUCUAAAUAAUUGUUAUUGUCAAUAAAUGUUAUUUUCCCC